Messenger RNA from Quercus robur (English oak), 1697 nucleotides. Its product is annotated as cold-responsive protein kinase 1. Gene Ontology annotation, molecular function: ATP binding; protein kinase activity. Lineage: Eukaryota; Viridiplantae; Streptophyta; Magnoliopsida; Fagales; Fagaceae. The record is from RefSeq and is a predicted model, not a curated record. The transcript has 7 exons. Gene Ontology annotation, biological process: protein phosphorylation. The coding region runs from base 336 to 1505 and encodes 389 amino acids.
GACAGAGAGAGAGAGAGAGAAAAUUCAAAAGGAGUACGCGUUCCUUCAUGGACUUUUUCUUUUUUGGUGAAAACUUCAUGGACUUUUUCAAGACUUAAAUAGCACUUCUGUAUUAUCAUUUUAUUAUUAAUCUUAUCCUACGCUCUCUCACAAGCCCCCACUUUUCAAGUUCAAACUCCCUUAACCUACGCACCUCUCAUCCUUCUCUCUCUCUCAACUCUGUCAAGAAGACAACCUGGUCUUUCUCCGAGCUCCUGAGGUCUUGGAAGUGUUUUCAUUUGAAGAGAUUGUUCACAGUUUGACAUAGAAAGGCGUCCUUGGUGUCUCUUUCAGUUAUGACUUGUUUUUCUUUCUUAUUCGGUAGGAGGAAAUCACCAAGAAAAGGAAGCCUUGAUGUUGAUGAUGAAUUUUCAAGCAUUCACAAUGUAAAGCUUUACACUUACAAAGAAUUGAGAACUGCCACAGAAGAUUUUAUUCCAGUCAAUAAAAUUGGGGAGGGUGGUUUUGGUUGUGUCUAUAAGGGACGGCUUAAAGAUGGGAAGAUUGCUGCUAUAAAAGUUCUUUCAGCUGAAUCAAAACAGGGAGUGAAGGAGUUCUUGACAGAGAUUAAUGUGAUCUCAGAAAUAAAGCAUGACAAUUUGGUUGAGCUCUAUGGCUGUUGUGUGGAAGAAGAUCACAGAAUUUUGGUCUACAACUAUCUUGAAAAUAAUAGCCUCGCACAAACUCUCAUUGGUGGAAGUCAAAGCAAUAUCUACUUUAAUUGGCGAACAAGGUCUAAAAUUUGCAUUGGUAUUGCACGCGGGCUUGCCUUCCUUCACGAAGAGGUACGACCACAUAUUGUUCACAGAGAUAUCAAAGCAAGCAAUAUUCUCCUUGACAAAGACUUGACACCCAAGAUUUCAGAUUUUGGGCUUGCAAAGCUUAUCCCAUCGAAUGUGACUCACGUUAGCACACGUGUGGCAGGAACGAUAGGUUAUCUAGCACCUGAAUAUGCGAUAAGGGGACAAUUAACGCGGAAAGCAGAUAUUUACAGUUUUGGUGUCCUCCUUGUGGAAAUAGUCAGCGGGAGAUGUAACACAAACACAAGAUUACCUAUUGAAGAGCAGUAUCUCCUAGAAAGGACGUGGGAACUUUAUGAACGACGAGAGUUGGUUGGACUGGUAGACACAGCACUUGACGGUGAUUUUGAUGCUGAGGAGGCUUGUAAAUUUCUAAAGAUUGGUCUUCUCUGCACACAAGAUGCUCCAAAACUCCGGCCAUCCAUGUCAACUGUGGUCAAGAUGUUAACUGGUAAGCUAGAUUUGGAUGACAAUAAUAUAACAAAGCCAGGCUUAAUUUCCGAUUUCAUGGACCUCAAAGUGCGUGGUGCCCAGAAAAAGCCUGACGCAACCAUUACUUCUAAUGCAUCCUCUGGAUCAGACAACCAAGACAAUUCAGCCUUGUUAUCAGGAAACACAAGUGCCGGAACUUUCACCUUUACUACAUUAUAUGACCGGAGCAUUUAAACAUCAACAUGAAAAAUUAUUCAAUUAAAAUUUAAUCAAUUCUAUUUAUAGGUUUUUGAGGCAUGUUGUCUUGUAUAAAGUCUUUUAGCUUGGUUCUCUCCAACCCUUUUCAUGUCAGACCUUUAGCCAAAGGUGCUCUUGUACAAAGUGGGCAGGUUUGAUAGUUUAAGAAAAUUUUCCAGUGGGUGCUGA